Anastrepha ludens (Mexican fruit fly) is the source of this 4039-nucleotide messenger RNA. RefSeq names its product CYFIP-related Rac1 interactor B. Gene Ontology annotation, molecular function: small GTPase binding. Bases 554 to 1528 code for a protein of 324 amino acids. The transcript has 5 exons. Gene Ontology annotation, biological process: regulation of actin filament polymerization. The record is from RefSeq and is a predicted model, not a curated record. NCBI's taxonomy places the organism in Eukaryota, Metazoa, Arthropoda, Insecta, Diptera, Tephritidae.
UUUCAUUAGUUAAUUUUUUGCGGCGGACCGACUGGGUUGAUUAAUUGAAUAUUAUUUUAUGAGCGGUUAGAAUUUUGCAUGAUCUGUUCUGAAAAAUAUACAGAAAUACAAAAGUGAAUGCGGAUAUAAAAUAUGUGUAUAUGACAUAAGUAUGCACAAUGCCACUAUGUAGAGAAUGUAUUCUAUCAUUGGCACAAUGCAAGAUAACGAGUUUUAAUCAAUGUGCAACAAAGGGAAUGUAAAGAAGGGAAAAGAGUAGUGGUGUGAUGUAUUGAUAAAGAGACCCAGAGGGAAUGAAAUUGUUUACGAUACCACGGAAAAAUUGCAAAAUUGCAGCAAUGCUAUAAAUUCAAGUUGGAAAGCGAAAUUAACGGAGUGGAACCUAAGCAGAUAAACCCAAAAAUAAAUGAAUAAAAUAAAAUUUUAUUACGCAGUAUUAGAGAAAUAAGUGAAUUAGAAUAAAACAAAAGAAAAAAACGGUAAACGGAAAACGGUAACAGAAGUAUCUGCUUCGAUACAGAAAAAAGUCGUAGCAGUUAAUUCUCAACGAAAAAUGGGAAAGUUAUUGAGUUUAUUGGCACGCGAUGAUUCAAACUGUUGCGCAGCUAAAUCCUACGAUGUGUUUUUAGACUUUGAAAACGCGGCGCCGACAGAUACUGAGCGUGAGAUAUUCGACGAAGUGGAGCGUGUUCUGAAGGAAUCAGAGAUCGUACUGGAGGAAAUUCAAGUGUAUAAGGGUGCUGGUAAAGAAAUUCGUGAAGCCAUUGCUGAUCCUUCACCAAAAUGUCAGGAAAAAGCUUGGGAUGCAGUUUUGCCUUUGGUGAAGAAGCUGAAACGAUGCUACGAGCAUUCUCUGGAAUUGGAAAAGAUUGUCCCAAAAUUGCUGGGUCAAUUAGUUGGUGGCAAGCUGAAUCCCACACAACAUCUGGAGACGCAACAAGCACUGGUCAAACAACUAGCCGAAAUUCUGGAGUUUGUCUUAAAAUUCGAUGAAUAUAAGAUGAAGACACCUGCGAUACAGAAUGAUUUCAGCUACUAUCGGCGCAUAGUUAGUCGACAACGCAUCGACCAGACCAAUAGCAUGUUGGUUAGCACGGAAUUGGCUAAUCGUAUGUCCCUCUUCUACGCACAUGCUACACCCAUGCUUAAGGUGCUCAGCGAGGCGACGUCCAAAUUUGUCAACGACAAUGCUGACGAUGUGGAGAACACGACAGAAACACUUGGCACAAUGGCCAAAGUAUGCUUGCGAAUGCUUGAAAAUCCUAAAUUACUUCAGCAGAUCGAGCGAGAGGAAACACAUCUGCUGGUGCUACGAGUAAUGGUUGGCCUUGUUAUUUUGUACGAUCAUGUACAUCCGGUAGGAGCAUUCGCACGUGGCUCACAUGUAGACGUUAAAGGUUGUGUACGCUUGCUCCAGGCGCAACCAGCCAUCAAGGCGGAGCCGUUGCUAAAUGCGUUGCGUUACACGACAAAACACCUAAACGAGGACAACACACCGAAGAAUAUACGCAAUCUAUUAGCAGCAUAAUAGUGAAGGCAGUGGCGCCGAUAGCGCAGGAGCAAACCGCCAUUAACACUGCUAUUAUCUUUUCUCAACCACAGUCACUACCGUCAUGGAAUAUGUGUAUCACUAGCAAAAGAAAAACAAUAAUCUUAAUAACAAAUUGAGCGAAAAAUGCAUGGAAUCGUGGUUUUACAUUUUUACAUAUUCACAUACAAACUUAUUCUAAGUAACUAAAAUUCUGUAAUGUUAAUGAAGACAAGUAGAAUUGCCACAAGAAAAACACAAGAUUAGGACAGAAGAAUAUCUGUAGCUAUAGAAAAGGGGUAAAGCCUGGGCUUUUUUAACAUUUAUAAUAUGAACUUAUGGCUUUUAGUGUGCUUUUUUGAUAUGCUUUCACAAUUUUUAAUAAAUUUGAUUCGAGUAAGAAAUUUGCAUUGUACAUCCUGAUAAAAGCGAUGAGCUCAUAGUCAGUCCUAUUGUUAACGUUUUAUAUUUUAUAACAGUAAUAUAAGAGUAGGGAUGGUGCAGAGACAACAUAUCUAUUUUGCAAAGGAACCAUAAAUGAACCGCAUAUAUUUGGUGCAAAAUCUUGAGUUGUACACGUAUCAUAAAUGAAUGCGAUGAAAGUUAGUUAAUGAAUGAAAAAUAUUGUAUUGUGAAACUAAUUUAAUUAUUUAGAUAUAAGUUAUUAAAUGCUUAUCAGAUAAACUUUAAGUAUUUUUCAUUUUACUGUAGUCGUUCAAAUAUUAUGAAGUGCAAGAGCAAAGAAAACCACAUAAAACCUGUAAAUUUAUUUAUCUUUACAAGUAAUUACAAAUUGGGAAUGGCAGUUAGUUUAAAGUUAAAAGAAAAGCAUUCCUUAAUGGUUUGUAUAGAACUUGUACCCUUCAUUAGUUUCUUUAGCCAUCCAUUGUUGUACAGCCCUAUGCAUAGUAUUGCGAAUAUUGCGGAUCAGGUUGAGAGUUUAAAAAUAUGAAUUUACAAUAGUCGCCCGGUGGUAUAGACACUCAAAUAUAAUAUAUGAAAACUUAAAAGAGCGAACAGCAAAAAUAUACGAAAUAAAUCCAUUAUAAAUUGGUGAACAUUAGUUGUGCUCGUUAACACAGAAGUUUGUAAUUGUUAGGUAUAAUGCAACUAGGUGUUACUUAACGCCAUAAAAUUAUACAUCACUCAAAAACUAAGAGAGCAAAGUGACAGUUCGACGCAAGAGAGAUGCUCAUUUUGUGUUGUAGAAAUUUUAACCAGCAAAAUGGAAGAACCUAAGUAUUUAGAGUAUUUAUAUUUAUGGUAAUUUAUUUUCAUAACGUAAAAAUGUGUCUUCAUGUAGCAGUUUUCGUAAGUGAUGUGUAAUUUUCCGCUCCUUAAUUUUUGCCUUUUUAUUUCCUUUAGGAGAGAAUUUUCAGUUUCACUCUAUAUGGAUUGAUGGCUAAUUUGCCAUCGAACACAACUACAUUACAACUAUGAUCUUUGUGUAGUUUUUUGUUGGUGUUCUGCUUUACUGUUGUAAUUAUUAUUAUGAAAAAGGGAAUUUCGUUGCAAGGCAAGACAGUCGGGUCUACGUUAUCGUAUCGUUAACGCGACCUCCAAAACUUCAUGGAGACUUUUUGUAGACUGUUACAAUAAUGACACCAGCCUUGACAAUAUUAUAAUUUAGCUUGCUUGUUCUACCCCGGCAGUAAAUAAAAUUAAACGUAAUAUUUUAAAUUUGGAGCACAAAAUAUGAAAGUGUCGCGCAAUUAGCGAGGAGGAUGUUAAAAAUGAAGGCAUAGGAAUCAAACGUGAAAUUCAGAGGUAAAAGCUUACACUUUUGGCUGCGUAAAAAAAAUAUUAUUGUAAAAAUAAUAUGCCGCUGAUUCGCAAGUGCAGAGGACACAUUACAAAACUAAAUAGAAAAAAUCAUAUAAUAUGAAACAAAAAAAAAUAAAAAAAAGAUUAACAAUCUAAUUAAACUUUCCAUAGACAUUGGUUUUACUAUUUUAGCGUGAAUUUGACCUAUUUCGUUUCCCCGUAAAUCAACUGCAAUAAUGAAAUUCAGUACUUCAUUUACAUAUCUGAUAAAAUAAUAGUUAACAAUUAUAUAAAAUUUACCGCAUAUAAAGUCAAUCUCCGACUAAUAAUAUGGGCAAUUCACUGAAGUGAUCAGGGCAUGUUUGCAUUAAUUCAUGUAAGCGAACGGCUACUGUAUUAUGUUUUUGUGGUUUUCUGAUAUAGAAUUGAAACAAGUUCAUACACAUAUAAACUACCAAAUUAAUAAACUGCAUUUAUAAUUUAAUGUAUAUAAAACUAAAUAUGUAUGUAUUACAUAAUACGCGAUAACACUUAAAUGUCCCUGCAUGCAUACGUGUGUGCAUAUGUAUGUAUACUCCGUGUGAAAAUAAUAUGAAUAUCCAAAUUUAAUAUAUAUUUUAAUUUUUAUAAAAUACAUGAAACGUAACUAAAUUAUGAUAGCUAAAAUCAAUACUAUUUGUACCAAAAAACAAUAUUUGUUAUAUAGAAAAAAUAUGAAGGUGUAAUGAAAUAAGAUGCAAAAUUAAA